AUGGGAUCAAGCAAUUAUAAAAUUGCAAAGGAAGAGACAGAGCAGGAUAUAGCCCAAUCUAGCACAUUAGGGACCGAACUAGAUCUAUCACCUGUGCAUAUAGACAAUUAUGAUCUAAAAGGGAGCUCACAAGAAGAAAUGUUCAAAUUCAUAGUUUCUAAUUAUGCUCUUAUGAACAGACGAAUAAAGGACACUAAAAUGAGCAUUAGAAAAGAACAAAAAAGAGCCAGCAAAACCAAAACAGUGCCACCUCAAUCACCUGACUCCACUCUCCGUGAGCGAGCAAAAAACAUUACAAAAAUCCGUAUUUUUUCCCAUAGGCCCACCCUCCUUGAGUGAUUAAAAAUUUUUUUAAUAGAAAAAUUUUUUAUGGAAAAAUUUUGAUAUAUAAGUGAUUAUAAUUAUUAUGAAAUCUCUAGCUAAUUCUGUUUAAUUUAAAACAAAAUUGCGUCUUAAAACAUAAAUUUUACAAAUUAAAUUAAUAUUUCUUUCCAAUUUUUGCGAAAUGGGAUUUUUUAAUUUUCGAUUCUAUAUAAAAUUUAUAUAUAAAUUCUUUGAAAAAAAAUUAAUUCGCUCGCUGAGGGGAAGUGAGAAACACAAACGAAAGGCUAUGCCACGCUUAACAGCUGUUGAAAAUUAA
Molecule: messenger RNA, 640 nt
Organism: Blepharisma stoltei
Lineage: Eukaryota; Ciliophora; Heterotrichea; Heterotrichida; Blepharismidae
Source: the annotation of a GenBank genome assembly